Messenger RNA from Penicillium odoratum, 2277 nucleotides. Its product is annotated as putative protein kinase. Gene Ontology annotation, molecular function: protein kinase activity; ATP binding. The transcript has a single exon. NCBI's taxonomy places the organism in Eukaryota, Fungi, Ascomycota, Eurotiomycetes, Eurotiales, Aspergillaceae. The record is from RefSeq and is a predicted model, not a curated record. Bases 1 to 2277 code for a protein of 758 amino acids. Gene Ontology annotation, biological process: protein phosphorylation.
AUGUCCUUGUUCAGACCAGCUGGGGAGAUAUCCUCAUCAGAGUCGGAAUCCGAAUCCGAAACAGACACUAACCCUAGCAAUGGGGAGGAAGCUGAGAAGGGCCAAUCAUCUGAAUGGUCGAGGACGAGGUUAAACUCGGAUGAAUUGGAAGCAUCAAGUUCACUUGAGGAUGUCUCUGCACUGUCCCAGGACCCGCUGGACACCAAUGCAGAACGACAUGCAAAUGUAAUGACAGCUGCAUUGCUUGAAUUUUACUGUCAAAGUCGAGCUGUCGACAUCCUUAAUGCACGGAAGGGCUCCGGUCGAAACUUCACCCGUCACAGCCCUGAGGUCCAGUACCUGGGCAAGCAGUUGUAUAAAUACAAAUCACAGUUCUUGUCAUCACACGGUAUCAUGCCAGAAGGCAUUGAGAAAGAAGAGCUGGGUGCUACGAGGCAAAGUUACCGGGACAAUCUCGACAUCCUCGGCAUUACAGCCCUUGAGAAAAUCGAUUUGAAUUCGGCUGUGAGGUCACCUAUCGAAGGCGGUGAUGACCUUGCAUUGAUUUCAAGACCACGACCUCAUAAAGAGGAAGGCGAAAAUGCCAGUCAAUUCUGGCGGAAAGAAGGAGACAAUUUGCAUCUACCGUCCGUCGAUCACAUUGAUGUUCUUGGGGGCAUUCCUAGCAUUCCAAGAAACAUACCAAGCUCAUCAAGGCCUCUUUUCGGAAGCUCGCCGGUAAGCGUCCCGUUGUUUAACGGGCCUGCUGCUCCGCCAUAUAAUCACAUGUCGCGCUAUUCGGUCGAAUUUAGCGAACUGAAAUUAUUAGGCCGCGGAUCUUUCGGCGAGGUUUACCAAGUCAAGAAUCAUAUUGAUGGCCAGGAAUACGCCGUCAAAAAGAUCCCGCUCAGUCAAAGAAGACUUGAGCAGCUACAGUUUGGAGGUCAGAACCAAUUGGAGACCAUCAUGAAAGAGAUUCGAACACUUGCUCGCCUGGAACAUACGAACAUCGUGCGAUACUAUGGCGCUUGGGUUGAACAAGCACAUGUCUCCGGUCACAUACCAUUGAAACCGAAUACCCAGACCAGAUAUGAGGAGUCACAUGUCGACGAACCAAGUUAUGAGCAAUCGCAAAGUCACCAACCCAGAUAUGAUAGGACUAACGAGCCAAGCAUGGGGAUCGUCUUUGAACACUCCGAAAAUUCCACUAUGGGAUCGCACACGAGCUCUGUUCCAGAGGAACAUGGCUUCCACAACCGAAUCGAACGGUUAGACAGCCAUGCAACAUCAUCUUCUCGUAACACAAGAAAAAGCUCAACAGUCGAGUUGGAGGAUGAGGACGACAUUGAAUCUAUUCCUCGAAACUUCAACAAUCCUUCUUACGGACAGACUUCUUCCUUCGGGGACACGGACGACAUUUUCACCGAUGGCUUGAGUCAAGAUCACUCGAAGAUGAUGCAACGCCGCUACGGGCCCGGUCACCAACCACCGGCAGUCAUUCUCCAUAUCCAGAUGUCACUUCACCCUAUUUCUCUGAACGCUUAUCUCAAUCCCCAAGCGCCCGAAAAGAGCGAUGCCAAGUCAGGAUGUCCCUCCAGGCGCCAUUGCUUUCAUUUGAUGCCAUCUUUGCGACUGAUGAUGGAUAUUGUCUCGGGAGUUGAAUAUCUCCACUCCAAGGGAAUCAUACACCGCGAUCUAAAGCCAGCCAACAUCUUUCUUUGUGCCCCCGAGAGUUAUGCUAUAGAAAGCUGCACAGCGUGUCGCAUUGGUGAAAAAUCCCCAAUCCACUACUGCCGCCCUCGAAUCGGUGAUUUUGGCCUCGUCGCGGAUGUGUCACGCCUAGAUCAAAACUCGCCUGGUGGUGCAGUGACUCCAUUUCGCGAAGUUCCCAAGAUCCAACGCGUUGUGGGCACCGAGUUCUACAGACCCCCUGCCAACACGCACCCAUCAGCUUCACAGUCCGACUACUUUGACGAGUACAGGAUAGAUGAAAAAUUGGAUGUGUACGCACUUGGAGUCAUUUUAUUCGAGCUUGUCUAUCAACUCAACACCAAAAUGCAGCGCCAGCUAGUCUUGAACGAUCUGACUCGCGGGUCAACAUCUCUCCCUGAAGACUUCGCUAGCAAGAUUGACCAGGGUAAGACUAAAUUGGAUACCGGUAAGGUUGUUGCUGAGUCUUUGAUCACUUGUAUUAAAGGCAUGUUGAUGCCACAAUCGCAGCUGCGGUGGAGUUGCCAGGACGUGAAGGAGAAUUUGCGACAGAUCUACAAAUCCGUCAAGAAACUACAACAGGAGUAG